AGAGACUCAUUUCGCCACCCUUAUAAAACUCUCAUUACUCUUCCCUGUUUUCAUAACUCGCCCUUCAUUUCUUCAACUAGUAAGUAAUCAAUUACAGGAAUCAGGUUUCUUGCACGAUGCCGAGUCGAUCAAUGGGAGUCAUAACCCAAGACUGGGACCCCAUCGUUCUGCACAAGGCCAAGCCCAAGGCGCAGGACCUCCGCAACCCCAAGGCCGUGAACCAGGCGCUCCGAUCCGGCGCGGAGGUGCUUACUGUCAAGAAGUUCGACGCCGGUUCGAACCGGAAGGCCGGCGGUCCGGCUGUGAACCCGAGGAAGCUGGAGGAGGGGACGGAGCCAGCAGCGUUGGAGCGCGUGGCGGGGGAGGUCCGGCACGCGAUCCAGAAGGCGCGUUUGGAGAAGAGGAUGAGCCAGGCGGAGCUGGCGAAGCAGAUCAACGAGCGAACGCAGGUGGUGCAGGAGUACGAAAACGGCAAGGCAGUGCCUAACCAGGCCGUGCUGGCCAAGAUGGAGAGGGUUCUCGGUGUCAAACUCAGGGGAAAAAUCGGAAAGUGAGAUUUUAACUCUCCGUGGUAUCCAUCACCAUCAUCUAUAUUCAGGAUUUGUUUAUGCGUUUCUUUGAACAUAUGCAUGAUUGGAAUUUUGUGAGAGUUCAAAGAUUUUAAGGAGUGAAAGAAUUACUAGAGGAAUAGGAUCACUCUAAAUGAAACAUUUGUGUAAAAAAAUGAAAUGUAUAAUUGUCACGGUUGAA
This is a messenger RNA of Vigna umbellata (rice bean), 750 nucleotides long. It is a transcript of the gene MBF1C, whose product is annotated as multiprotein bridging factor 1C. The record is from RefSeq and is a predicted model, not a curated record. NCBI's taxonomy places the organism in Eukaryota, Viridiplantae, Streptophyta, Magnoliopsida, Fabales, Fabaceae. Gene Ontology annotation, cellular component: nucleus. Gene Ontology annotation, molecular function: DNA binding.